Molecule: messenger RNA, 495 nt
Organism: Ostertagia ostertagi
Lineage: Eukaryota; Metazoa; Nematoda; Chromadorea; Rhabditida; Trichostrongylidae
Source: the annotation of a GenBank genome assembly
AUGAACGUCGCAGGGUUCAAUGUAAACCACUUCGAUAUCGCUCCUCGUUAUGCAUCCAUACUGAUGGGUCUGUCAAAUGGUUUUGGAGCUCUUGCCGGCUUGAGCGGAUUCAUCACGCAGCAUCUCACUGUCAACAAUCCUGCUGGCUGGAAAUACUGCUUCCUUCUCGCAAUGUCUGUUGAUAUUUUCGGCAUCAUCUUCUUCUUGCUAUUCGCCAAGGGUGAAAUACAGGACUGGGCACGAGAGCCUGAACCAGAGGAAACCCUGGGAGAGUUCGUCAGGCGAAUUUCAACACUAGUCCGCAAUAUGUCAUCAAAACGACGGUCUUCUGGUUCACGCGGGGAAGGCACUCAAAUAGACUAUGCUCGAAUGGAGGAAGAACGCAACAACUCGUCCGAAAUGGAGCCACGAAAAGGGUCAGAAAGGGAGGAAGUGACGCUCCCUGAGGAACAAGCUCAGGAUCCCAGCAAGACCACCGAUCGACCAGUUGUUUGA